Homarus americanus (American lobster) is the source of this 2205-nucleotide messenger RNA. RefSeq lists its product as uncharacterized. NCBI's taxonomy places the organism in Eukaryota, Metazoa, Arthropoda, Malacostraca, Decapoda, Nephropidae. The coding region runs from base 1 to 1701 and encodes 566 amino acids. The transcript has 12 exons. The record is from RefSeq and is a predicted model, not a curated record.
AUGGCUUUAAGUUCGGCUGUGGUGGGGGGUACUGUGGACGGCGUCAAGGUGACCUUGGCUCACUUGCUGACCCACUCAGGGACGCAGGUCAUGAGAGGUAGACUCGUUAUAAGGAAGCCAGAUGAGGUCAGUUUGUGGGCGCCGAGUUUAUCUGCCAAGGAUGGGUUAUUUAACAAGAAGAAUCUGACGAGGUUACUGGAGCAGACGUUCCGCUUGGGCAGAAUCAACAAUGUUUGGUAUCCAGUGAACUUCAACAAUGAUGUGACGUUCAGGAAUGCAAGUUACACCAGCGUGAUCUGGUUGUUGGUCCAGAUGGCAGAGGACUUGUCAAGUGUGUGGUUGUAUGAGCGAGCCUUCCUCUACCUGCAGAGUAUUUCCAGCUUCCUCUCCUGGGCUGUUAUGGGUCGAGUGCAUGAGUUCUGGGGUUGGCGUCUGGUACAGGAGUUUGAACAGAUCCCGUUGAAGAUCAUCCCCCUCAGAAUGGACUGGACAGAGUCUGGCAGUGUUGAUGGCACUGUGGCCCUCUCCUCCAAAUACCUGGCACUCAUAACUCGUCUAGGUGACACCAAGAUCCUGGAGUACAGCAGCACAACCGAACAGUACCAUGACUUUGGCGUGGUGAUCCCUGGCAACUGUACCAGGAGUGUGGUGGGGUACGAGCGUCAGCAAGAGACCUUCAUCGUGACGGGCCACGUCUGUCACUACGAGGAUCCUGGCCAAACUCUCACCUCUGCCGGUACUCAGGAUGUGGGAGAUGAAUGGGUGCGGGUGUACAGGCUGGGGGCGAGGAGACGACCUUCCCUAGUGACGACCUUCCCUACACCUGGUGCAGUUGAUGUACAGGUGAUGUGGUGGCUGGGUGAGGUGUGCCUGGUGGUGGUGGAGGCUCGAGGGACGGACACUGUUGUGGCGUGUGAGGACCCUACCACCAGACAAUUCCUGGAGCGCCACCGACUACCUUCUGUCAACCCCCGCAAGGCGUCAGUAGCCAAGCACACAGACCCCACCGGCCUCCAUUGCACCUUCUUGGCCGUGGCUGACUCUGGCGACUCUCCAGAACGUAAGGGAGCUCUCUAUAUCUGGCGGAGUGACCACCACUCCUACACCACCACCUCCUUCAUCCUUCUGCAGGAGUUGGAUCUUCGCAGUGUAAUCUGGGUGGAGUUGAUCAGCCACUACACAGAUCUCUUCCUGGUGGUGGUGUCGGAGGCCUUUAGGGGUGACCAGGAAGGUGCCGUCAACAUCUACAGAAUGGACUGGUUCAGUGAGGAUGGAACAACACCCUUAGGCCACUUCGGCACAGUGAUGCAGAAUCCCAGCGGGAACACUAGCACCUUCCUUCUGCAGGGCUACCAACCGCAACCCAAGUUCUACCUCGUGCAGGGCCUGGCAGUGUAUCAGCCCAAGGAGGCCAGGUUCUCUGUACUAUCCUCCGGAGAGCUUGUCCUCUACAUCGUCAAUGAACAAGGCUUCGUCAGCAGGUUCUUCCAGAAGGGCAUCCACAGGUUCUGGGAAGAGGGGGAACUGCACGCUCACAAGAGGCAGACCAUGGAGGCCUGGGUGAUGGAGAGGAACGGAAGACGGGUACACAGAAUCUCUGUGGCCGGUGAGAGGUGUGCAGGAUUCGAAAACGAGCAACAAGACGAACCUGCCAGAGUUCUGGAGGCUAUAUAUAGAGGCGGUGAGCUUGUGAACAUAUGAUGGCUUACAAUGAGGCCGUCUUUUAGAGGAUAGGGACCUUGAAAUCCUGUUGAAGGAUAUAGAAGACUUCGUCCUUCAGGAUACUAUAUCUGGAUAGAGAUCCUUAGAAGAUAAAAAGUUACCCUGCUAUCAUGAGGAAUGUUUGAUGUCGUGACGUGUAAAAAUAAAGCUGAAGUCACAUGAACUCAAAAGACCUCUUGAGAUGCAGUAAACCUCCAACGCCUCCUUGUAGGACAGUUUGUCAACUUAACCAUUUAGCGGAAAAAUACUUUAUCAAGUCAUUUAUAUAUUUUACUAUUAGAGGAUAUCCAAGCACACAGUAGACACCUGGAGGGGCGCUGUGUUAUAUAUGUAAAAAGAUAUAUUAAUCUAAGAAGGAAAUACGAAUGAAACGGUGAACAUUGGACAUUGUAGGACUCCUUGUGGGGUCUUUGUUACUGUUAAAGAUUGUUAUUACUCUUUUAAAAGAUAGCUGUUUUAUUGUUGUUGAUAGUAUAGUAUAUU